AUGGAUCAGAUGAGCAGUUGUGUAUUCACGAAAUCAGUGGAUCGCUGCGAAGAUGACUCACCCCCUGUAUGUUUGGUAGAACUUGUAAAUUCUAAGACCAAAGUUACUGAUACUCAUGAAUAUACUGAACUCUGCAGUGAUAAAUCGAACAUUGGUGUACAAGAAAAUGGAGGCAAUAACUGUACAGUUGAGGAAAUUUGUCCAAACAAAACUUGUUCCUCCUCACUGGGGUUUCACGAUUUCAAGUCCAAAUCUCCUUUACCGGCUGUAAUAUCUGAAGACAAAAGUGAUGGUCUAUCAAACACUAUUUUAUCAAAUAAUCCUUCCUCUAUAUCGACUGAUCUUGACAAUUCUCACCUAUCAACCAUGAAAGAAUCAAGCUCGCUUAUUUGUAAUCAGCACACUCAGUCUGAUAAUGAAUCUCUAACUACGGAAAAUUGUUUGCGAUCUGAAGCGAAAAUUACUCCUUGCGAUCGCCAGGCAGAAGAUGAAGAUGACUUGGACUUUGAAGAUCGACCAUUAACUGUGGACACGCAAGAAUCUGAUGAUAUAUUACUUAAUGAACCUCCGAAAAAGAUAAUUCCUCUUACGAACAACUCUGUAUACAUUGUACCUAAUUCAAUGACUGAAGAUAAACAAGAUCCUACUACUAGUACUACUAUUGAAAGUAAAACGUCAUUUAUUGCAACCCACAACACACCAUCUAGUGUUGUGUGUUUAUCUUCAUCACCUUCACCAUGUCAAUCUACACUUUCCGCUCAAAGUAGUCAAUCUAUUAGUAUUCCUAACAAAAAUUGCUCUUCCGAUGGACAUCAAAUGAGUACUCCCGUUGCUCUAGCAACUGUAGCCCCUAUAAGAAUGUCAUCUAUGGGACCUGAUUAUAGCGUUUCAAAUGAAGUCUUAAGACCUGUUAAACCUGCUCCACAAGAUAUUCAGUUAAGUACAGUUAUGAGCAAUCACACCACCCCACAGACUGUUACAUCAAUAUUUCCUAACAAGCAUGAAAUGGUUUCUACAACAUCAUCUGUAUCCUAUAAUUCAAAAUCUUCUAAUCACAGUAGAACAAAUGAAAGAUCUAGCUUUUCUCCAAUUAGUGUCACCAAAUCUACCUCUGUUGGCACGACUUCUAUGGCGGUUUCGACUAUUCCUACUACUGGUUCUUCUGUGAUGACCACACACAGUAUGUCAAACAUAUUCAAUGUGAGAACACGUCCAUCAGUCGCUCAGUCAGUACUUCCAGUUUUAUCUGUUGGUCCCCAACCAACUCCAUCUCUCACUUCGCAAACUUCUCUUCCAUCUAUACAAUCUCAAUCUACUGUACAUUUUAUGCCUUUUGUUAGUAAUAUGCCAGUUUCUGCAUCAUCUACUGGUUUAAGAAAUAUUAUAAAUCAUAGCCAAACUAUACCGAUUGCUGGUACGCCAACUGCACCAUGCGCUCCACUUCAAAUAUUCAACAUGACACCUAUGCCACAGUUUAUGGGUACCCCUAGUUAUGUGCUACAUCCUACUGGACCAGUUCCCGGUGCAAAUAGCUUCCAGUUUCCUCAAGGAUCAACACAUUUACUGCCUGGCUUAUCAGGCGGUGCUGGAGUUGGUGGUGCGGCAACAUUCAAUUUUUUACAGCCACAAAAUUACCCGUCAACUAUUUUUCCUCAACCUCCUACUAUGUCUGAUGUAUUAAUUGAUCCACAAAAUCCUAUGGGUUUAGGACAUUCUAUCCUAACUCCACCUUCAUCAAUUACUCUUAUAAGUGCUAUAAACAAUCCUAGUUCAUCAUCGUUCACAUCCAUAUAUCCAACACUUUUACAUCCACCUAAUCAAAAUUUUUUCCAAACAUCAUCUACACACUCUGGUCCAGUAUCUUAUCCAUAUUCAACUGCUUUAGCAGCUGGUACAAAUUUAGUGAAUGCAACUGCACCACAAAUGGCUACUUCUUUAGUUCCAGCUGGAGUUACAAAUUUACCAAAUAUUCAUAAUUCAAAUGAAACAAGUUUCAUGUUUCAAUCUGGACCACCACCACAUGGUACAUCGUUCAUUUCAAGUAAUUUCACUCCGAAUCCAGGCCAAUUGUUCCCUCCAUAUCAAGCAGAAGAUGAAGAUGACUUGGACUUUGAAGAUCGACCAUUAACAGUGGACACGCAAGAAUCUGAUGAUAUAUUACUUAAUGAACCUCCGAAAAAGAUAAUUCCUCUUACGAACAACUCUGUAUACAUUGUACCUAAUUCAAUGACUGAAGAUAAACAAGAUCCUACUACUAGUACUACUAUUGAAAGUAAAACGUCAUUUAUUGCAACCCACAACACACCAUCUAGUGUUGUGUGUUUAUCUUCAUCACCUUCACCAUGUCAAUCUACACUUUCCGCUCAAAGUAGUCAAUCUAUUAGUAUUCCUAACAAAAAUUGCUCUUCCGAUGGACAUCAAAUGAGUACUCCCGUUGCUCUAGCAACUGUAGCCCCUAUAAGAAUGUCAUCUAUGGGACCUGAUUAUAGCGUUUCAAAUGAAGUCUUAAGACCUGUUAAACCUGCUCCACAAGAUAUUCAGUUAAGUACAGUUAUGAGCAAUCACACCACCCCACAGACUGUUACAUCAAUAUUUCCUAACAAGCAUGAAAUGGUUUCUACAACAUCAUCUGUAUCCUAUAAUUCAAAAUCUUCUAAUCACAGUAGAACAAAUGAAAGAUCUAGCUUUUCUCCAAUUAGUGUCACCAAAUCUACCUCUGUUGGCACGACUUCUAUGGCGGUUUCGACUAUUCCUACUACUGGUUCUUCUGUGAUGACCACACACAGUAUGUCAAACAUAUUCAAUGUGAGAACACGUCCAUCAGUCGCUCAGUCAGUACUUCCAGUUUUAUCUGUUGGUCCCCAACCAACUCCAUCUCUCACUUCGCAAACUUCUCUUCCAUCUAUACAAUCUCAAUCUACUGUACAUUUUAUGCCUUUUGUUAGUAAUAUGCCAGUUUCUGCAUCAUCUACUGGUUUAAGAAAUAUUAUAAAUCAUAGCCAAACUAUACCGAUUGCUGGUACGCCAACUGCACCAUGCGCUCCACUUCAAAUAUUCAACAUGACACCUAUGCCACAGUUUAUGGGUACCCCUAGUUAUGUGCUACAUCCUACUGGACCAGUUCCCGGUGCAAAUAGCUUCCAGUUUCCUCAAGGAUCAACACAUUUACUGCCUGGCUUAUCAGGCGGUGCUGGAGUUGGUGGUGCGGCAACAUUCAAUUUUUUACAGCCACAAAAUUACCCGUCAACUAUUUUUCCUCAACCUCCUACUAUGUCUGAUGUAUUAAUUGAUCCACAAAAUCCUAUGGGUUUAGGACAUUCUAUCCUAACUCCACCUUCAUCAAUUACUCUUAUAAGUGCUAUAAACAAUCCUAGUUCAUCAUCGUUCACAUCCAUAUAUCCAACACUUUUACAUCCACCUAAUCAAAAUUUUUUCCAAACAUCAUCUACACACUCUGGUCCAGUAUCUUAUCCAUAUUCAACUGCUUUAGCAGCUGGUACAAAUUUAGUGAAUGCAACUGCACCACAAAUGGCUACUUCUUUAGUUCCAGCUGGAGUUACAAAUUUACCAAAUAUUCAUAAUUCAAAUGAAACAAGUUUCAUGUUUCAAUCUGGACCACCACCACAUGGUACAUCGUUCAUUUCAAGUAAUUUCACUCCGAAUCCAGGCCAAUUGUUCCCUCCAUAUCAAUUUCCAACAUUUCCAAAUCUAUUUCAAACCAAUGAUACUACUUGUUUAACUGCUACUGGUGGUGGUACAUUGAUGAUGUCAUCUAGUCUACCGACAGAUUUCACUCCUUCUUCUUCUGCUGCUGCUGCUGCUGCUUCCUCUACGUCUUCAUCUUCAUCUUCUUCUACAUGUGAUACAACAAAAUCAUCAUUCACUGGUGCUGGUGCUAGUGGUGCCAGCAAUGGUCUGUCAACUUAUUGGCCAUAUAUUGUUAGUACACAAGAUUUAAUGCAUUCAACAUCUCUUAUUCAAGUCUCUUCUAAUGCAACUACUAUACAUCAAACUGACUUUUUACAAUCUGUUAACAGUAAUAGUAAUCAUAUGAAUAAUAAUAAUGUAAAUGAUGGAAAUGUGAAAACAGAUGAUUGUAAUAAUAAUAAUAAUAAUUUGACUCAUCACGAAACGAUUAAUGGUGAAAGUACUAUUACUAAUACUAUUACUACUACUAGUACUAAUGCAGCUACUUCUAUCAUUACUACUAAUACUACUGCUGCUGUUACGACUACUACAAAUCCAUUAAUUCAUGCACCAAUUAAUUCGUUAACUAACACUAGUUUUUCUUCAAUAAAUACUACUACUGCUCCUCCUACUACUACUACUUCGAAUAUCACCUCUACAUUAACUAACAAUAACAACAACAAUAUUCAUAAUUAUAAUCAGAAUAAAAAUAAUAUCAUGCUGUCUAAUUCUUCAACAAUUGUUCUACCAGCUAUACGUCGUCGACGUCGAUUAUUUGCCCAGAACGGUAUCAGACCAAUUACAAAUGUUAUACAAAGUCCUUUUCUAAAUCAUACGAAUUCGCUGAAUGAUGAGAGUAACAAUUCAACUGUAAUGAAUUCCACUGGUGGUGGUGAUGAUGAUGAUGGUGAUGAGACAACUAAUUCGACCGCGGCGGCGUCGGCAACGGCGUCUGAUUCACAACUUAGUGUAAAGGUUACUCCGAUCACUAAUAAUAAUAAUAAUAACAAUAACAGUAUUGAUAAUGAUAUGGACGAUACUAUGAAUAAUAGUAUUAGUAAUUCUCUGACAGCAUAUGACAAUGAAUUAAAACAAUCAGACGAUAUACAGUCAUCAAAUACAUUAACUCAUAUCACCAACUCAUCAACUACCACAAUGCUCACUUUAAAGCGAAACAAUACCACUGUACAGGAGGAAUCUGUUGAAAAUUUACAAUUAUCUAGUCAAAUAUCUACUGAUGUUGAAUUUACUUCUAAAUUAUCGAAAGAAAAAAUUUCUGUAAUGACGACAACUACAGUGACAACACAAUUAACGCCAACUUUAUCAAGCAUCAAUAUGACAUCAUAUACAACGGUCAUUCCUUCACCGGUUAUCAUUACUUCCCCAACAAUUAGCCCAAAUUGUCGAAUACUACCCUUAGAUGCAAUCAACACUCAUAAUCUUCACCAGAAUACAGAUGGUUCCGUUUCUUCCGCUUCACCUUCAAAUCCUAAUAAUAAUAACAAAUGGAUGUACACAAACUCGAAUUGUAUACAAAAAGAAAAUAAGAUAUUAUUAUCAAUUGAAGAUGAAAAUGGCAAAGAUACAUCAAGAACUAUCAUCAAUCAUCAAAUGAAAUUAUCUGUCAGUAACACUUCUUCACCAAUCAAUAAUAUCGAUCAGAAAGAUGUAGUAAAUUGUUCAAAAUUGUCAAGCCCAACCAUUACUACUACUAGUAGUAGUUGUAGUGCAGUCGAUUCCAAAUUGAAAUCAACAAUAACACCUUUUCAUUUUCCUCCUCCACCUGUACUUAUUGGUCCAGAUGAUCGACGUAUAUUAACGCAUUAUAUUGAUGGACAUAUUAUUUAUGAAAGUGAUAAACCGUUUCCAGUAAAAAAUGGUAUGGAAUUAGUUGAAAUAGCUCUUUUGAAACAACAACAACAACAGCAGUCUUGUCUAGUGAAUUCUACCAAUUCAUCAUCAUCAUCCCCACCACCACUGAAAACUUUCAUUGUCAACGGUUAUGAAGAUCGAUUAAUGAACACUGUCAAAUCAUCAUCAUCAACAACCAUUGUAAAAUCCAAUGAUAAUUAUGAAUCAGACGUGUUCAUGACUACUACUACUACACCUACUACUACUUCAUCUAGACUAUCGAAUGAAAGCGUUGAUAACUGUGCUGCUGCUACUGGCGGUUGGAUAAAUUCAUUAAAAGUAUCCAAUUCAUCAUUAUCUAUUAUUGACAAGUUGACAAAUCAUCAUUCCGAUCAUCAACAUUCAAUGCAUACACCUACACCGUCUAAUAUGCUAUUAUUACAGCAUUAUGAUACACGACGUCGUAAAUCAUCAUUAUCAUCUAAUGAACAAUCAUUGUACAAUGAUAUUCAUGAUGAAAAUGAUUCAUUAUUGUUAUCAUCAUCAACAACAACAAUCAAUCAUCAUUAUCAUCGACCUACACAAGGAAUUUUAGCAUCUUAUCCUCAUUCUACUAUAUUGUCUUUAGCUAAUCGUAAUUCAGCUAAUGUUGUUUAUACUCAAUCACCGAUUGUAUCAAUCCCCAGUCGAAAUGACAAACAAUCAUCUUAUGAUAUUUUAAAAGGAGGAAAUGAACUAACUGCUUUGGAUGGUAAACUGAUUGAAAAUUAUUCACAACAUCAUCAAUACACUGAAUCUUCAGUAUCGCUUAAUAAGCCGCCAUUAAAUGAAAUUCAAUCGAGUUCUGGAAUUAUGCAUGGUGGAAUCAAUCCAUCUACUACAUGUCAACAACGAUUAUCUGUUGGUAGUAGUAGUAGUAGUGGGAAUAAUAGUAGUAUUGCUCAAACAAAGAUGUAUGGUAUAUCGCACCAGACAGUUACCUCAUCAUCAUCAGCAGCAUCAUCAACAUCAGUUCCAUCUUCUGGAUUAUAUACCGCAACACCUACUCCACCACCGAAAGGUCCAAUUUAUAAAUGGACAUCGGAUGAUGUGGUUGCAUUUGUUCGUGGUACACCAGGUUGUGGUGCAUAUGCAUCAGCAUUUUUAAAUAAUGAAAUCGAUGGAGAAGCCUUACUGUUACUAGCUGA
Molecule: messenger RNA, 6725 nt
Organism: Schistosoma turkestanicum
Lineage: Eukaryota; Metazoa; Platyhelminthes; Trematoda; Strigeidida; Schistosomatidae
Source: the annotation of a GenBank genome assembly